AUGUGCGGCUCAGACGUCUUCCUCGCCAUAUUGGCGGUAUUCUUCCCUCCCAUCGCAGUCUGGAUCAAGGUUGGCAUCUGCACCGCAGACUCAAUCAUCAACAUCGCCCUCUGCUGUCUCGGAUACGUUCCUGGCUUGAUACACUCGUGGUAUAUCAUCCUCAAGAAUCCCGAGCCGGAUUACGAUGACCCCAAUUACGAGCCGCUGGAAGGCGGACGAGUGACAUAUUACUACGUCUCUCAUCAGCCCGAGGGCCAGACUCGAGGUCGCGCAGGAUACGGAGCCACCGAAUCAACUCAGCCUCGACCACCGCAGGCACCAUCAACCACACCCCAAUACCAAGGUGAUGGUGGUGUUGGCAGCAGCGAGGGAGGAGUCCCGCCACCCCCGUAUACAGAGGUCAUCAAGGGUGACCACAAGGUGCAGACCCAUGAUUAG
Messenger RNA from Paecilomyces variotii, 438 nucleotides. RefSeq lists its product as hypothetical. Bases 1 to 438 code for a protein of 145 amino acids. Gene Ontology annotation, biological process: endosome transport via multivesicular body sorting pathway. Gene Ontology annotation, cellular component: fungal-type vacuole membrane; fungal-type vacuole lumen. The record is from RefSeq and is a predicted model, not a curated record. Lineage: Eukaryota; Fungi; Ascomycota; Eurotiomycetes; Eurotiales; Thermoascaceae. The transcript is spliced from 2 exons. Gene Ontology annotation, molecular function: ubiquitin protein ligase binding.